AAAACCCAAACGUGAAUUUGCGUUACUAGACGAGGAAAUACAGGAGUACAAAGUUCAGCCGGCUCCUCUGGAAAAUGGCCGGCAUGAGAGUUGUUGGGGCUGCGAGGCAGUUAAUCCGUGCAGGAGGGCUAGCGUUUCGGGGAGACAAGGACUGCAGGCUCCUUUCCACGUCAGCUGUGAUGUGUGCUCGGAAACACUUCAAAGUUGAUCAGAAGGGCGAUGUGGCUGUUGUACGGAUUGAUAGUCCAAACUCAAAGGUUAAUACCUUGUCAGUGGAGGUCCAGUCGGAGUUCUUGGAGGUCCUAAAUGAGGUCCAGAAUAACAGCAGUGUGAGCGGCGUUGUCCUCAUAUCCUCUAAACCGGGAUGUUUCAUUGCAGGCGCAGAUAUUGGGAUGAUUGAUUCCUGCAAGACUGAGGAGGAAGUGAUGAGAAUAUCUCAGGCCGGACAACAAGCCUUCCAGACAAUGGAGGACAGUCCCAAACCCAUUGUUGCUGCCAUCAUGGGAUCGUGCCUUGGUGGUGGUCUGGAGGUUGCCCUGGCCUGUCAGUACCGACUGGCUGUGAAGGAUCGCAAGACCAGUCUGGCUGUACCGGAAGUGAUGCUCGGUCUUCUCCCUGGGGCAGGGGGCACACAAAGACUGCCAAGACUUAUUAGUGUCCCAAAUGCCCUUGACAUGAUGUUGACUGGAAAAAAUAUUCGUCCAGACAAAGCCAAGAAGAUGGGCCUUGUUGAUAGCUUGAUAGAUCCUCUAGGUCCUGGCGUUGCUGCCCCGGAGGAGAGAACUCUUCAGUAUUUGGAGGAUGUGGCCAUUCAAACAGCCAGGGGUCUAGCAAACGGGACGCUAAAGAAGACACCCAGGAACAAAGGUUUACAAGACAAAAUCAUGGACACCCUGUUACAGUAUGACUUCGGCAAGAACUUUGUUUUCAAGAAAGCUCGAGGGCAGGUGAUGAAAUUGUCACAGGGACUUUAUCCAGCCCCUCUGAAGAUAUUGGAAGUGGUGAGGACUGGUCUUGAUGAAGGGAAGGAAGCUGGAUACAAGGCGGAGGCAAAGGGAUUUGCUCAGCUGGGAAUGACAUAUCAGUCUAAGGGCCUUAUAGGACUUUACUAUGGGCAGACAGCUUGCAAAAAGAAUGCAUUCGGAGAGCCAAAGAAUGAAGUAAAGACACUAGCAGUGCUUGGUGCUGGUCUGAUGGGUGCCGGCAUUGGCCAGGUGAGCAUCGACAAGGGCAUGAACGUUAUCCUCAAGGACAUGGCCACCCAGGGGCUGGCUCGGGGGCAGGACCAGGUACAGAAGGGCUUCGACACUCAGGUCAAGAAGCGGAAAAUCACAACCUCUGAGAGAGAUUUAAUCAUGUCUAAUCUGGACUGUACCUUGUCAUAUGAGAACUUCAAGAAUUGUGACAUGGUGAUUGAAGCAGUGUUUGAAGACAUUGGUAUCAAGCACAAGGUUGUCAAAGAAGUGGAGCAGCACCUCCCUGAACACUGUAUCUUUGCAUCCAACACCUCGGCCCUCCCAAUCUCCAAAAUCGCAGAGGCCACCUCCCGACCGGACAGGUUCAUUGGAAUGCACUAUUUCUCACCAGUUGACAAGAUGCAGCUGCUUGAGAUUAUCACCACAGACAAGACUUCACAGGAUACUACAGCCUCUGCUGUGAAGGUUGGGCUGAGGCAGGGCAAGGUGGUCAUCACAGUUAAGGAUGGGCCUGGCUUUUAUACAACCAGAAUACUGGCGCCCAUGUUGGCAGAGGCAAUCAGGCUGUUGCAGGAAGGUGUUAGUCCAACAGACCUUGACAGACUCACUAAGAAGUUCGGCUUCCCAGUGGGAGCUGCAACACUAGCAGAUGAGGUGGGCGUUGAUGUCGCUGCCCAUGUAGCAGAAGAUCUAGGAAAGGCUUUUGGAGAGAGGUUUGGAGGAGGAAGCCCUGAAGUGUUGAAGGACAUGGUUGCAAGUGGUUUCCUAGGCCGCAAGAGCGGAAAAGGCUGCUAUGUGUAUGAGAAGGGGUCCAAGGAUAGACCAGAAAAUGAAGAAGCAAAGAAGAUCAUUCAGAAGUACCAUCUUGAACCUAAACUAGUGAACACAGAUGAAGAUGUGCAGUACCGGCUUGUGUCCAGAUUUGUAAAUGAGGCAGUGAUGUGUCUCCAAGAAGGAAUCCUCAGAAAUCCUCUGGAAGGAGACAUUGGUGCUGUGUUUGGUCUUGGAUUCCCUCCAUUCCUUGGUGGCCCGUUCCGCUACAUGGACCUGCAUGGAGCCAAGCCCCUGGUGGAUCGCAUGCUCAAGUACAGAGACUUGUACGGAAUCCAGUUCCAGCCAUGUCAGCUGCUCCUAGACCAUGCUAACGAUCCAUCUAAGAAGUUCCACUCUUGAGCCUGAACAAAAUAGACAUUAAGAUUAUGACUGUGAUGUUUUCCAUGACAUAAGCAGUUGCCUCCCUUGUUGUGGAGUGUCAGAUAUUCAUCAUGUGCUAUUCAAGUUGAGUGAGUGGUGUACACAUUUCAUGCACACAAAGUGCUACAUCUAUUGUAAAUAUUAUUGUGUGAAUGAAUAUCAAAGUUUUCCAAUAAAACUUACAUGUGUAACAGUA
Haliotis rubra (blacklip abalone) is the source of this 2586-nucleotide messenger RNA. Its product is annotated as trifunctional enzyme subunit alpha, mitochondrial-like. Gene Ontology annotation, cellular component: mitochondrial fatty acid beta-oxidation multienzyme complex; mitochondrion. Lineage: Eukaryota; Metazoa; Mollusca; Gastropoda; Lepetellida; Haliotidae. The coding region runs from base 75 to 2369 and encodes 764 amino acids. The record is from RefSeq and is a predicted model, not a curated record. Gene Ontology annotation, biological process: fatty acid beta-oxidation. The transcript has 22 exons. Gene Ontology annotation, molecular function: enoyl-CoA hydratase activity; long-chain (3S)-3-hydroxyacyl-CoA dehydrogenase (NAD+) activity; NAD+ binding.